AUGCUGUCUAUUGUCAAAAAUAGAUAAACUUUCUAUAUUGUUAGUUGAUUGAAAAUUAAAAUUUAAUAACAUUUGAUAUAAUGUACCGUAACGUGUUGUUUGACAUUUAUAUCUUUUUUAUUCUUGUCGAUAGAGAAAUUAAUCACGAUUUGUUCAAUUUAAGACGGUAUUAAACAGAAGUACACCAAAGAUAUUUGAAACAUACCGAAGAUGAUUCAUUUUAAAAUACCAUUAUUAUCUUUUAUCUUUAUCACUUUUAUAAAAUGUGUGUCUCCUCAAAAUGAUUUUUUUGAUGAAGAACUGAUGUUAAAACCAUUACCAAGCAAUCAUGUCUAUGCAUAUUUUCAAUUUACUACUGUUUGGGAAACAACAAAAGAUGCAACAACAUUUCAACAUUCUCAUUUAUUUCCAAGAGGACUUGGUGAAAUUAUAAGUCGUCACAAUGUAGAUGAAUUACAUCUUACAUUAACUAAAGGAUUGUGGCAUUACCAGAAAUGGGGAUAUCCUUAUCAUGAUGCUGGCCCUGGUGCUGAAAUAACUACGUGGUUCCACAAAGAUGUCAAAAAUGUCGAUGAUGAAUGGAAAGGUUUAACAAAUGCGCUAGCUGGUUUAUUUUGUGCUUCCUUAAAUUUUGUUAAUCCUGCGAAUAGUAUAUCUCCUGAAUAUACAUUCCGUCCUACAGGAGUAGUAGAUCGGUCAGCAGGAGUAGUAGAUAGUGUCAAUUCUAGUCAUUUACGCUAUUCAUCAUUACCAAGAGAAAUAGUCUGUACGGAAAAUUUAACACCAUUUAAAAAACUAUUGCCAUGUGAUUCUAAGAAAGGCUUGGCAACCUUAUUAAACUCCGCAUACAUUCACAACACAAAUUAUCAUUCCAUUGGAAUACAUUUUCGAGUUAUAUGCUCUAACACGAUUUGUACCAAAACAUCGUUAGAAUUACGUCAAUCUGUUUCAUUGAUAUACGACACUGUAACAGAUGUAUCACAGGAUUGGUCAAUCCGAAAAUUUUUUGGAAUGGGUAUUAGAGGAGCGUGCCCUCUUGCUACAUUGAGCAACAUAUACAUUGACAUAUCUAGUAAUAAUACUAAUCAAAUUUAUGAAUUAGUACCGUCACCAAGUGCAAAAAUUGUUAGUCUUCGAGGAGGACAAUUAAAUGAAAUAGCUGUUUAUGACAUUCGAUCGCAUUCUUCAAAAGGAAUAUUUAAUAUUCAAGUUUUAUAUAAUACUACUCACACAGCUGGUUUAAAUUACCCUUCAAUUUUAUAUGCAAAUAGAUACAUCAUUGGAUAUGGACAAGAAAGAGGUAGUUUAGUAACAAAAAUUUACAAUAAUUACUGGCAAACACUCGAUAUAAUUUUAUUAGAAAGUAUUCCAUGGUAUUUGCCAGUAUAUUUACAUUCUGUCACAAUAACUUGUGGAACAAAAAAUAUUAUACCAUUGGCCCAGCGUUAUUUACCAGGCAAAGAACGAAAAAGCCCUUACUACUUAGAAUUAAUUUUACGUUUACCACCGCAGUCAGUAACUAAAUUCUCUAUAGAAAUGGAUUAUUCAUUUCUUAAGUGGCAAGAAUAUCCACCAGAUGCUAAUCAUGGAUUUUACAUGGGUCCUGCUAUAAUCACUGCAUUACUUCCGAUUGCAAGAAAUUAUACUCCAUUACCACUCGAUGGAAGUACUAUAACGUCAAGUUUCAAUGCUUCAAGAGAAGGAUAUCUGGUACAGUUGAGAACUGAAUCUUUAUUAAUUAGUUUGCCUACACCUGAUUUCAGUAUGCCGUACAAUGUUAUUUGUUUAGCCUGUACAGCAGUUGCUCUAGCUUUUGGUCCACUUCAUAACAUUUCAACUAAAAGAUUAGUUUUGAAACGUGUAGAAAUGGAUUGGAAAGAGAAAUUAUUAUCAUUUUUAAUGAAAAAAAUCGUUAAAUCAAAAAAAAAACAAGAAUGAGAAGUGUUUGGUUUUAAGUAUAUAUGCAUUUUUACAAAACAAAAAUUGUUCUUAAUACAUAAACAAAAAAAUAAAGUGCAAACACGAGUAUUUUAUAGUGAGGUAUAUUAACAAGAUCGAUUAUAAAAAAAUAAACGACUUUCAUUUCGA
Molecule: messenger RNA, 2088 nt
Organism: Frieseomelitta varia
Lineage: Eukaryota; Metazoa; Arthropoda; Insecta; Hymenoptera; Apidae
Gene: PIG-T
Product: GPI transamidase component PIG-T
Exons: 9
Coding region: 211-1938 (575 amino acids)
Biological process (GO): attachment of GPI anchor to protein
Cellular component (GO): GPI-anchor transamidase complex
Source: RefSeq, a predicted model, not a curated record